Puccinia triticina is the source of this 2208-nucleotide messenger RNA. RefSeq lists its product as uncharacterized. Gene Ontology annotation, molecular function: ATP binding; RNA binding. Gene Ontology annotation, cellular component: catalytic step 2 spliceosome; intracellular anatomical structure. Lineage: Eukaryota; Fungi; Basidiomycota; Pucciniomycetes; Pucciniales; Pucciniaceae. The record is from RefSeq and is a predicted model, not a curated record. The transcript has 10 exons. The coding region runs from base 1 to 2208 and encodes 735 amino acids.
AUGGUAAAGCAUAUAAAAUUCCACCAAUCUGACUCGGAGUCAGAGAAUGAAGCAGAUUCGACAUCCCGGCUCGAUUCCAGCCACCCAUCCAAUUCCAAGGCUGCCAAGCACCAGAAUGGCAUGAGCGACAAGCAGCGACACGAUAGAUCGGAGGCUCUAGCUCAAGCACAGAGGCAAUUACCUAUCUAUGCUGGCAAAGAAGCGAUAAUCAACGAAACUUGGAAUAAUGAUACGAUCGUCGUUUUGGGAGAGACUGGAUGCGGUAAAACAACCCAAAUACCGCAAUAUCUGAUCGGACCAGAAUAUCACAAACUUGCAAACUCAACCAAGCCCAUCAAAGUCGUCGUCACCCAGCCCAGACGAGUUGCUGCAAUGUCCUUGGCCACCCGAGUCUCCGAGGAGGUUGGUUGUCGACUUGGAACCACUGUUGGCUAUACCGUCCGAUUCGAUGACUGUAGCGAGCAGAAAACAAGGCUGAAAUACGUCACCGAUGGGACCUUGUUGCAAGAGAUGCUCUCCGAUAAGCUGCUAUCAAACUACGAUAUUGUGAUCAUUGACGAAGCUCACGAGCGUUCCCUACGGACCGACAUGCUCCUAGGAUUUCUCAAAGGGAUCCAGAGAACUCGGCGAACUAGGAUCGAAGAGAGCUCAAAUUUCCCGCAAAGAAAAUCUGCUAAUCAUCAAGCCACACCAACACCGGCUCGUGCACUUAAGGUGAUAAUCAUGAGUGCGACUAUCGAUGCCGAGCGCUUCAGUCAGUUUUUUGACGAUGCCAAGAUCCUCUACGUCAAAGGUCGCCAACACCCAGUCACCGUCUUCUACGCCCAAGAGCCACAAGAAGACUAUGUCGAAUCUGCCCUCAAGACCUCAUUACAAAUACACACCAAAUAUCCGCUGGGUGACGUGCUGAUCUUUCUCACGGGACAAGAUGAGAUUGAAAACAUGCAAGCGCAGCUACAGAUGUAUGCCGAUGAUCUGACACCGACGAUGCCCAAAAUGUUGAUUUGUCCGCUCUAUGCCAAGCUUCCGCCUCACCAGCAACAAAAAGUCUUCCAGCGAACGCCCCCCAACUUCCGCAAGUUUAUCCUCUCCACCAAUGUAGCCGAGACCUCGAUCACGAUUCCUGGAGUCAGUUACGUGAUUGAUACCGGGUUCGCCAAGGUCAAACGCUUCCACAGCAUGGCCGGUGUUGAAGAAUUGCGGGCCGAGCCCAUCAGUCAGUCUUCUGCAAAUCAGCGCACGGGCAGAGCCGGUCGAGAGUGCCCCGGAAAAUGUUGGAGACUUUAUUCCCAAGAAACCUAUAACUUGCUGGCCAAAAUCACCGAGCCAGAGAUACAGCGAUGCAGUCUAUCGUUUGCGAUCUUGCAUCUAUUGGCGACCGGGGUGGAAGAUAUCUUCAGUUUUGAGUUUAUGGAUAAGCCCAAAUUAGAUGAUCUCAAAUUUGCCCUGGUCCACUUGGCCCUCCUGGGUGCCCUAGAUUCGGGCUCGAAGAUCAACGCCCUCGGUCGGCAGAUGGCAACCCUGCCUCUAGACCCGCCUCUUGCCAGAUGCCUCUUGGCGUCUUUCGACCAUCGAUGUGCCUCGGAGAUGAUCGACCUGAUUGCACUCUUGGAGCAUUCCGACACACUCUUGGUCAAUACGAUCAGUACGCGUGAGCUAGCCCAGGAGGCCAGAAGAAAGUUCAUCCAUCGAGAUGGUGACCACCUGCUCCUCCUGAACAUCCUCAAGGCUUACCAGAGCACGACUGAGAAUUGCCAUUCACAAGCUAGGAUGAAGAUCGAGCAGAAGAAUUGGUGCAAGGAGAACUUCAUCAACCCGAAAGCCUUGAGUAACGUGCUCGAAUCCAGGAAACAGCUCCGGGAUCGAUGCAAAAGGCUGGGCUUGGAUUGGAGCCAGUCCAGUCGUGAUCCGCAGGAAUCAGAGACGAUCGGCGCGCGUGUCGUAGAGGAAGACUCGUCCCCGAUCCUGUGCAGUUUGCUUGCCGGUCUGGCCACCCAGUUAGCGAUCAGACAGCCCGACCAAAGCUACAUCAAUCCAAUCACCAAAGUGCAUGUCAAGAUUCAUCCAUCCUCCAGCCUCUACGCUAAAGCAGUUGAGACAUUCAUAUACCACGAGCUGGUCCAUACCUCUUCGACCUACGCGAGAAUGUGCAGUGUGAUGAAGCCUAUCUGGAUCCAGGAUCAAACUACACUCUUUAACACCGCCUGA